This is a messenger RNA of Aureococcus anophagefferens, 4404 nucleotides long. RefSeq lists its product as hypothetical. Gene Ontology annotation, molecular function: protein binding. The transcript has 4 exons. Bases 1 to 4404 code for a protein of 1467 amino acids. Lineage: Eukaryota; Pelagophyceae; Pelagomonadales; Pelagomonadaceae. The record is from RefSeq and is a predicted model, not a curated record.
AUGGGCGAGCAGAUGGACUGCGAGGUGAGCGACGACGGCAGCGGCGGCGCGUCGUCCCACGCGCUCGAGGUGAAGCUGAAUAAGCGGCUAGCGCUGCUCGAGAAGCUCAAGGACGUCGACGUCCACACGGCCUGCUGGGGCGGCGACGUCGACCUCGUGCGCGCGCACCUCGACUUCGCCGGCCAGGGCGGCGGCGUCCGCGCGCGCCGCGAGCUCCGCUUCGCGAGCAAGCGGCUCGCGGCGCUCGAGCGCGAGGCGGCGACCAUGGCGACGAAGCGCGCCGCGGCCAACGACGGCGAGGCCGACGAGUGCGAGAUCGCCGUCGCCUACGACGAGAAGCUCGGCGACGCGCGCGACGCCGUCGCGGCCGCGGAGGUCCGCGCGGCCGCGUCCGCCGCGGGCGCGCGCGCCGAGGCCGCGAACGCGCUCGACGACUCGGAGUUCGGCGAGGGCUACCGGCCCCUGCACUACGCGGCCUACGCGGGCCACGCCCAGGUCGUCGAGGUCCUCCUGGAGGCCGGCGCGCGCGUCGACGAGCGCAACGCGGCCGGGUGCACGCCGCUCUUCCUCGCGGCGCAGCAGGGCCGCGGCGCGGUCGUCCGCCUGCUCUACGACCGCGACCCGGCGACGAACUGCGCGAGCCGCCACGAGCUCGUGCCCACGGGCGACGGCCGCAUGCUCUGCGCGCUCGACGUCGCGCGCGCGGCGGACCGCCGCGUCGCGGGCCGCGACGACGCGCGGACCGUCAUGCUCGACGCGCUCGGCGGCCGCCGCGCGGCGACGCCGCCGGCGCCCGCGCUCGUCCCCUGCGACGACCCCGACGCCGGCGCGUCGGCGGGCGGCCUGGAGGCGACGUGGGCGGCGGACGCGUACGCGCCGGCGCCCGGCGCGCCGCGCGACUUCCCGCCGGUGCACCACGCCAAGGUCAAGGUCCUCCGCGCGGACGACGUCGACGGCGACCCGGCGGCCCUCGUCGUCGUGCGCGCCGCGGCGCACCGCGCGCGCAUCCCCGCGCACGCGGCGGGGGGCAAGGGCGUCCUCGAGCCCGGCGCGGCCUACGUGUGCCGCCUCGCGCUCGUCGACGGCGCGGGCGCGGGCGCGUACUCGGAGCCCUCGGCGCCGGCGACGGCGGCGGAGCCGCUGGCGGCGCCGGCGCGGGCGGCGGCGAAGAAGGUGCGCGAGGCGCCCGACGUCGACCCCAAGGUCGCGCGCGCGCGCCGGGCGAUCGUCGCGGGCCGCGAGAAGCGGCAGAAGAUGGCCGAGCUCUUCGGCGCGCCCCAGCGGCCGCGCAUCCGGGGCGACGCGGGCACGCCCCACGGCAAGAUGGCGGUCCGCACGUCCAUGGACGAGGAGGAGAACCGCCUGGCUGACGCGGCGCGCUACGACACGCCCAAGAACCUCGCGGCGAGCCGCGACGACGCGACGACCGACGGCUCGGACGCCGGCGACGACCCCCCGAAACGCCGCCGUGUAUCGAUCGAGCCAGUGGCAACGAUGACGGAGAUCGCCGCAUCUAUCCCGUCGCACGACGACAUCUGGGGCGACCUCGCGUCGGCGGUGCCGCCCGCGCCGCCGCCCGGCCUCGCCGCGCCGCCGGCCUCCGACGACGACGACGACGGCGACGACGACGACGCGGCCGCCGUCGAGGACGCGGAGCUCGCGGACUACGCCGCCGUCGCGCGGCGGCGGCGCGGCUCCGGCGCGGCCGGCGGCGACUGCGCGCUCGUCGCGGCCGCGCGGCGCGGCGCGACCGAGGCCGUGCGCGCGCUGCUGGGCGCGGGCGCGGCGGCGACGGCGACGUCCGCGGGCGGCGAGAGCGCCCUCGAGGCGGCGACGGCGUCGGGCGAGCUCGGCGCGGCCCUCGCGCUCGUCAAGGCCGGCGCGAGCGUCUCGGCGACGGACGACGCGCUCCUCCGCGUCGCGACGCUCGUCGGCGACGACGAGCUCGUCGCGCGCCUGCUGGAGGCGGGCGCGCCGCCCCUCGCGUGCCGCGAUCCCGCCGACGGCGAGCCGCCCCUCCUCGAGGACGACGAGGAGCCCGGCGCGACGAGCUGCCUGCUGCUCGCCGCGCGGCACCCGAUGGCGCGCGUCCUCGACGCGUACCUCGCGCACUUCGGGGACGCCGGCGGCGCGGACGCGCCCCACGGGUCGCGGCGCGUGACGGCCCUCAUGGUCGCGGCGGCGAACAGCGGCCGCGACGACGCGCGCGCGGCGAAGCGCCUGUUAGCGGCCGGGUGCGCGCCGACGGCGGCGGACAGGGCAGCAAAAGAGAGCGAAAUUCCCAACUUCAAAGGCUCCUAUCUCGGCCGUUUCCCACUCGCGGCGGACGCGGACGGCCGGUCCGCGUUGCACCGCGCGGCGCGGGCCGACUGCCGCGCCUGCGUCGCCGCCCUCGCCGACGCCGCGCGGGAGACCCUGAGCGAGGCGGCCUACCGCGCCUUCCUCGACGGCGCGGAGCGCGGCACGCGGCGGACCGCGCUCCACGUCGCCGCGGGCGCGGGCGCCGCGGCCGCGGCCGCGGCCUUACUGCGCGCGGGCGCCGACGCCACAAAAGUCGACGCCGCCGGGGGCACGGCCCUCCGGAGCGCCGUGGACCGCGGCCACGAGCCCUGCGCGCGCGUGCUCCUCGAGAUGUCCGACGCGGCGCUCGACGGCGACUUCCACCGCUGCGUCGAGCUCGCGCGGAACGGCAACUGGCCCGUCGACGGGCGCGUGGAGGCGCGCCGCGGCGACGACUUGGCCCCGGGGCCGACGCCCCUCGCGGCGGCGGCGGCGCGCGGCGACGUCGACGGCGUCGUCGCGCUCGUCGAGGCGGGCGGCGCGGACGUGACCGCGCGCGGGCCCGAGAGCCCGCUCGCCGUCGCGGCGGCGCACGGGCGCCUCGAGGUCUGCGGCGAGCUGCUGCGGCUCGGCGCGAAGCCCGCGCGCGACCUCGACGACAAGGGCGCGCAGCUGCUGACCUUUGCGUGCGACUGCCGCGACGCGGACGUCGUCCAAGCGGUCCUCGACGCCCUCGACGCCGGCGACCUCGGCCGGCCGGCGUUGCGGGGCGCGCUGCACAUGGCGGCGGCGCGCGGCGACGACGCGAGCGUCGAGGCGCUGCUCGCCUUCGGGCGGACCGUCGGCGCGGGCCCGUCGAGCCCGCGCGGCGACUGCCCGCUCGGCGGCGCGCCGGCGACGCCGCGGGGCCGGGGCGACGACGCGGGCUGCGACUACCUCGUGCGCGCCGCGUCCGACGGCGACGACCGCGAGCCCGCGCUGCUCGCCGCGUGCCGCGCGGGCGCGUACGCGUGCGUCGAGAAGUUGACGCGCGACGCGGGGUCGCUCCGGGCCGCGCUCGACGACGAGCGGCGCUGCGCGCUGCACCACGCGGCGGCGCGGGACCGGGCCCACCUCGUCGAGUACCUCUGCGGCGCCGACGCGUCGCUCGUGAGCUGCCGCGACGCGCGAGGAGCGACGCCGCUCCACGCGGCGGCCGCCGCGGGCGCGGGCGCGGCCAUCGGCGCGCUGCUGCGCCACGGCGCCGACGCGACGCUCGUGGACGCGCGGAAGCGCACGCCCCGCGACGUCGCCCUCGAGCGGGGCAGCAAGCGCGCGGCCGCGCAGCUCGACGCGAUGGCGUCGGCCAUCGAGGACGGCGACUUCGACGAGUGCGCGCGCCUCGCGGACGCGGGCAACUGGCCCGUGGACUUCCGCGCGGGGUCCGGCGCCGGGGACACGGCGCUCGUCGCCGCCGCGCGGCGCGGCGCGCCGGACGCGGUCGACGCGCCGAACGGCGCGCCGGGCGGCGGCGAGACGCCCCUGGCCGCGGCGGCCAAGGCGGGCCACUUGGACGUGUGCGCCGCGCUGCUGGCGGCGGGCGCGGACCCGACGCGCGUCGCGGACGAGGCGAAGACGCUCCUCGUCGCCGCGGUCGUCGACGACGAGCCCGAGCUCGUGGACGCGCUGCUCCUCAAGGGCGCGUCGGCGAAGCCCAUCGCCGGCGAGGCGCCCGCGGGCGCGUUCCUCGUCGCCGUCGAGCUCGGCAGCCCCCACAUCGUCGCGAGCUUCCUCCGGCGCGCCGCGGACGUGCCCGACGCGCUCGACGUCGACGCGGCGCACGGCGCGCCCGCGCUCACGGCGCUCCACGCCGCCGCCGCGCGGGGCCGCGCGGACAUCGUCGACGCGCUCCUGGGCGCGGGCUCGAACGUCAACGUCGUCGACGGCGGCGGCCGGUCCGCGCUGCACCACGCCGCGGUCCACGACCACGACGACGUCCUGCGCGUCUUGGUGUCCAACGGCGCCGACGUCAAGCGCGCCGACGCGGCGGGCGUCACGCCCCUGGCCGCCGCCAAGGCCGCGGGCGCCAAGUCCGCCGAGUCCGCGCUCCGCAUGGCCGAGUCCAUGCUCCACAAGACGCCCUAG